AUGCCUGUGCAAACCAGCCCACCGUCACUUCCGGACUCGUUCCCGUCCUUGAUGUCGGUAUUCGGUGGAAUCUCGCCCAAAUUCGCCGAGGGAGAGGAGCAUAGCGCAGCACUCAAACCUCUCAGGGUUCCUCCACAUGUUACCGUCAAUACAUCUCGGCGACCACUUCCCUUUCGGCACCGGACGAGUAUCUCGUCUGUGACUUCGGGAUCCACGGAUUCGUCUCCUACCACUACUAUCUCGACGUUCGACUCUCCAUUGGCCGCAGACACCACCCCCAGCUCUUCACCCGAAUCUCCGUCGGCGAUGCCGUUGUCGUUUCCCAAGUUCAUGCCACCCUCGCGCAAUAUUGAACACCAAUCGCUCUCGGGAGAGCAAAGUACCAUGUCAAAACGCUCGCCGGAUGUACUAAGCCGAGCGCGUCCGGAUUCUCCAGGUCGGCGGGCGCGCAAUCUCAAGAAUCUUUCCUUGAGAAUGCCUCCGCCAUCGCAAUCGUCGCGACCAGCGAUCGCAACAGCCUCGGUAGUUGAGACAGCCUCCCAGCGCAAUCUUUCCGCCCCACCCUCCCCCGCGCAUAUCCCUCCCAAAAGCGGCCGACGAAAGCCUGCAAACCUAACUAUCCAAACUCCUGGGUUUGACAGAUCCUUCUCCAGCAACGUUAUGGAAAUGGUCCCACCAACACCUGGUGGCCUCCAUUCAUUGAGACACACUGAAUCUUCGCCUUCUCUGACUUCAGUAUUCUCGCCGUCUUUUGGUCCCAAGGGAGGCAUGCAAUUGCCGCGACCAGUGACGCACCAUGGGAGCCGACGUCCGUCAGGAGCUUCGGAACAUAAUCUCUCGCCCCUUCAGUCGGCCGUCGAAGACGGCUCACCUGCGGGUGGAGUCCUGCAUGAACUAGAGGAAGAAGAGGACCAUCUGGACUCGAGAGAAUCGACCCAGCGAAACGAGCGCGGCUAUCCGAAUGGCCCUGUGCAAAUAUACGAUUCUGGAGUGUAUCUUUAUUUGGAGCCAACAAUGCAGGAGGCUGCUCAAUUCGAUGUUGUUGUAAACGUUGCGAAGGAAGUUGCAAACCCGUUCGCUAAUGCAUGCGCGGAUAAUGGAACGGUGAUGAGCGCUUGGCGAAGUGCCUCAGCCAGCGCCAAACGGUUAUCGAGUGCAGAGCCGCCGACUGCGGUCUCGGAAGUUUCUUUCAAGUCUGCAUUGGAAUAUCCCAUAUCUGAGACUGAGUCGCCGGUCACGCCCUGCAGUGACUCUUCCGGGCCGGAAUAUAUCCACGUAGGUUGGGACCACAAUUCCGAGAUUUUGGACGACUUAUACCCACUGUGCGAGUUGAUCGAUUCCCGUGUUUCUGAAGGCAAGAAGGUCCUCGUUCACUGUCAACUAGGCGCUAGCCGAUCCGCCUCUCUAGUGAUUGCCUAUGGCCUUUACAAAAACCGGCACCUGGACUUUAAUUCCAUGUACGAGAUCGUGAAGGGACGGAGUCGCUGGGUUGGGCCCAACAUGAGUCUCAUUUAUCAAUUGACUGAUUUUCGCUCAAGGCUGCAGCAGGGUGGUGCCUCCAAGCCUGCGCCCGAGGAAUGGUUUGUGCAGGGACCCCGAAGAGGCUCUGAACCCCAACCUUCGAGGUCUGGAAGGACAGCAGAGGCGACUUUCACGCCUCCAGGCGGUAUUAGCUCCAACUCAGGCUACUCUAGGCUCGCAACCCCAGCCAGCCGGUCACAGACAUCCUCGAGUACUCUCUCUGUGCCCUCGACAGAGCAAUCCACGCCCCCGUCAAUCAGCGGCUGGAGGAUUCCCAAGUCUCUGUCUCACAAGCGAAGCUUGUCUCCUCGUCCUUUACCCCUUCGCCAGCGAUUCGAAACGGUACAGACGGCUGCGAAGGAUGAUGGGACGCGCUCUCUAGCGCCGGCAGAUGCCUUUGAAAGAGACACUGUCGAGGAUCCGCUGGGUUUGUUUUCUCCACGGACGAGCCAAUUCCUGGCACCGUCUCUUGCUCCUCCCUUCCCAGAUGGGCUGGAAGAUCGUCUUCCUGGCGGUCCUCAUUUUCGGACAGAGACAGCAGACCCUCGGUCUCCCCCUCCUGGGAACGAGCGACUCAUAAUGAGGAAUAUUGAUGAAUUUUUAUAA
Aspergillus pseudoviridinutans is the source of this 2127-nucleotide messenger RNA. It is a transcript of the gene dspD, whose product is annotated as putative protein-tyrosine phosphatase. Bases 1 to 2127 code for a protein of 708 amino acids. Gene Ontology annotation, biological process: protein dephosphorylation; negative regulation of MAPK cascade. The record is from RefSeq and is a predicted model, not a curated record. Lineage: Eukaryota; Fungi; Ascomycota; Eurotiomycetes; Eurotiales; Aspergillaceae. The transcript has a single exon. Gene Ontology annotation, molecular function: MAP kinase tyrosine/serine/threonine phosphatase activity; protein tyrosine/threonine phosphatase activity. Gene Ontology annotation, cellular component: cytoplasm; cytosol; nucleus.